Necator americanus (New World hookworm) is the source of this 2682-nucleotide messenger RNA. RefSeq lists its product as uncharacterized. NCBI's taxonomy places the organism in Eukaryota, Metazoa, Nematoda, Chromadorea, Rhabditida, Ancylostomatidae. The record is from RefSeq and is a predicted model, not a curated record. The transcript has a single exon. Bases 1 to 2682 code for a protein of 893 amino acids.
AUGCCGAGGUUUCAAGACAAAAGAACAUUCGAACUACUACAUGAAGUACCGCCGAAUAUGUUCUUUCUCGUACGCGAAGCAUUAUCGCUACGCCAGAAAGUGGUGACCACACGUCAAUCCGUGAUUUUUCUCCAGCGAUGCAAGACGAAUGGGCUGAUUCCUAAGUUCAUUUCAAAUAAGAAAAUAGGUACUGCGUGCAAUCUUCCUGAGAAUCAUCCUAAGAUCUGUAAUAUUUAUCGAUCCAUCUUAGGAAUUGUAAUUAAGGAAAAACAGCAUGUAUUGUACUCAUCAUUGUUGAAAUGUAUUUCGAAAGAACAGGCCUGUCGUCGUCUUCUACCUGAACAAGUAUGGAGGAGGAUUGAAAGUGGAUCUAGAGCGAUCUGCGAUUCUAUUCGGUCUAGCGUCAGCUCGACCCUGCGCGUAAAGUACGAUAGACUUUUGGGUAUGGAGAGUGGAAACCAUUCCAACAAUGGAAGUAGUCCACGUAGACUCCACCGAGCAAUUGACACAACAGCUCCAAAUGCUGUUAAUAAUCAAGGGGCAAGAGUAACGGUACUCGACAACAUUCAUUUGUCCGAUAAUGCUGUUGACUUUCUGAGCCUUGGACCAUCAUUUUCAAUUUCACAUCGAAUCGAUGGGUCAACAUUCCGUAAAGUCACAGUAGGCCUCCACAAGCUUCGGGACCAGCUUCGAAUCAGAACUAGGAAUGAAAGUAACCAUCAGCACACUGCACCUAUAAGCAGAAGAGCGUUACCCCCAACACCAUUUCCGCGCAACUUUUAUAAAGAACCCGAACCAGCUCGCGAAACAGACACAAAAUUUAGAAUUCUAUUAUCUGGGGUGUUGUCCGCUUAUAACCAUCAUAGACGACUCACCCUUAACAAUCUUACGCGCGAGCAAUGGCAGGGUUUGAAGGAAAUCCGCGAAAUGACUACAAGAGGGGACAUACGCCUUUCAGUAAGCGAUAAGGGUGGGGAAUUCGUAGUCAUGUCACAGGCUCUUGAUCGGGAAAUAACAAAUCUUCACUUGCAAGAUGAAACGAUCUAUCGCCGCGUAACAGAGAAAGAAUUCCUUGUGCAGUGCAAACGCUUGAAUCAUGUAUGGAUGACUAUGGGAAAAUCUGCUGGCCUUGACGAACGAUUUGUUAGCCGCCUAAAGCUUGACAAACCGACCUGCCCUGUGUUCUACAGCCUCAUCAAAACGCAUAAGCUGAAACCCGAUGAGGUCAACUCAACAUCAGCGGCCACAUUCAAAAUCCGACCAAUAAUAAGUUGUGUGGGAGGACCAACGGAUCGCAUUUCGUGGUUCCUUAAUAAAAUCGUGAGUCAAAUUUUGCCUAAAAUACCAUCUCAUUUGUCGAACACGCACCAUUUCCUUGAGCGAUUACGCAAUGCGAGAGUUGAGGGCAACUGCGUAAUAGAGUCCUUUGAUGUAACCUCACUCUACACGAAUGUAAAAAACAGUGAGGCGCUGCAAGCUCUCUCUGAGAUGAUAGAUUUAUAUGGUAACAACUUGGAAACAUAUGGACUAAGUAAAUCUCGCAUAAUAACGCUUAUCAAGGAAUGCCUGAAUUGUAAUAUCUUCAGGUGGUCAGGAAAUUAUUUCGCGCAACUGAGAGGGCUAGCAAUGGGUCAACGAUUAGCACCAGUACUGGCGAUCUGCUUCAUGAGCAGAAUCGAAGAACCAGUACUUUCGCGUAGACCAAUAAUGUAUUGCAGAUAUAUUGACGACUGUUGCAUCAUAACAUCAACACAGUCCGAAAUGGACGAGUGUUUCCGAAUACUCAACCAACAAUCGCAAUAUAUAAGACUCACACGAGAAACCCCAAAAGAAGGAUGGCUUCCGUACCUCAACACACAAAUAAGUACUUCAAACGGCAUUAUUAGAGUAAAGUGGUAUCGCAAAGAAAGUUGCAAGAACAUCAUAUUGCACGCCAAAUCUGCACAUCCGACCGCAGUAAAACGCGCAGUGAUUCGUAAUAUGUUCAAAACCGCUAGUGAAGUAUGCACUGGCAACCAAGAACGACACGAAUCACGAAGACUAGCCUUGAAAAUCGCAUGUGCCAAUGGCCAUACAGUACGUCCGCAUUACCGAAGAACCCGCACUGUAAAUAGCAAUAUUCCGCGCGAAAACAAAAUUUCUCUUUGUCUUCCUUUUAUCUCUGACAAUGUCAGUGCCGCUGUUCAUCGCAGCAUUAUCCAAGCACAAUUACAAAAUGACGUGAUCUUGGUAAAUAUCCCAAAUGCAAACAUCAAAAGCCAGCUUGUUAGAAACAGACUAUAUGAUAGAUACUGCAUCUGUGAAAGAUGUGUUAUUUGUCCUUACGGAAAAACAGGCGACUGCGCAAAAAUAGGGGUAAUAUAUGAGAUUGAGUGCUUGAUAUGCAAUGCAACUUACGUUGGGGAGACCGGUAGGAAUCUUGGAGUGAGGAUUAAUGAACACAUGGCCGGAAAACGACGAAAAAGCUUGAUAACACCACUAGGAAGGCACAGACAUGAGGCCCACAACGGAAACGAUUACGAUGUGAAAUGCGUUAUACUGGCUCACGAAACAGAAAUAUCGGCAAGGAAGACGUUGGAGGCGUUUUUUAUUCUUAAAAGAAACCCUUCAAUGAAUAAUAAGAAUGAAUGCUUGUCCAUAACGAAUGAGUUCUUGCCACUUGUACCGCUCUGUGACCUAUAA